UUCCGGCCACGUGACCUUUCCUUUUCGUGCCUAUGGUCGCCACGCUCCUGUCUAUAUUUGCAGCCUUCAAAACCAAAAAUAUGGCAUCAGAACGCACAUUUAUUGCAGUCAAACCCGAUGGAGUCCAACGCGGAAUCGUCGGAGAAAUCAUGAAGAGGUUUGAAAGUCGUGGCUACAAACUGGUUGCCUGCAAAAUGAUGCAGGCUUCCAAGGAACACCUUGAAAAACAUUAUGCAGAUCUGUCAAGCAAGCCAUUCUUCGCUGGCCUUGUCAAGUACAUGGCAUCUGGACCUGUUGUUGCUAUGGUUUGGGAAGGCAAGCAUGUAGUAAAGAUGGGCCGUAAGAUGCUUGGCGCCACCAACCCAAUCGACUCGGAACCAGGCACCAUCAGAGGAGACUUCUGUAUUGACGUUGGCAGGAACAUCUGUCACGGGAGCGAUUCGGUAGAGAGUGCCAUUAAGGAGAUUGGGCUCUGGUUCAGCCCCAGCGAACUCUGCGAUUACAACAGCUGUCAAGCUUCUUGGGUUUAUGAGUAAAUCUCAACUUUAAUUUAUUUAACCAAGGAGCAGGACAAUUGUUGUCCUUAAAACAGUCAGCACAGCGAAACAGUUACAUUUCCAUCAAUUCAAAAUCAGUAUACAAGGGAAGUAACUCUCCACUGUACCUUUGUUUGAUCUUUAUCAUGACCUAUUGGUCAGCUCCCUGUGAUGUCAAGUGCUAUACAUUUACAGUCACGUCUAUUGGUGUCAGAAAUAAACAAUGUCCAGUA
Haliotis rubra (blacklip abalone) is the source of this 769-nucleotide messenger RNA. RefSeq names its product nucleoside diphosphate kinase A-like. Gene Ontology annotation, biological process: CTP biosynthetic process; UTP biosynthetic process; GTP biosynthetic process. NCBI's taxonomy places the organism in Eukaryota, Metazoa, Mollusca, Gastropoda, Lepetellida, Haliotidae. Gene Ontology annotation, molecular function: nucleoside diphosphate kinase activity. The record is from RefSeq and is a predicted model, not a curated record.